Molecule: messenger RNA, 1292 nt
Organism: Musa acuminata AAA Group (dessert banana)
Lineage: Eukaryota; Viridiplantae; Streptophyta; Magnoliopsida; Zingiberales; Musaceae
Exons: 6
Coding region: 190-960 (256 amino acids)
Source: RefSeq, a predicted model, not a curated record
GGCUCCGCCGCAACGGGGAGCGAGGCGCCGAUUCAAUCCACCUCCCUCCUCCCUUUCCCUAUCCAAGUCUACCUUCAAUGCACCUCGUUUGUUGUCGUCAAUUCCUCGUCUUUUUAAUCUGCCGCUCGCAAGGACGCGGCUUGCUCUGCCAGCAGGCAUCGAGCUUCUCGUGGUCCCCGGUGAGCAGCCAUGAAGUCCCAUCGCCUCGUAAUUCGCCGUUCCGGAGGCCUGAUGCCAUCCGGAAUCCCGAGCAAGCCGAAGCUCGGCCUUAGAGUUCUCGGAAUCUUCUCGGCGUGGCCGAGGCUUGCGUCCUUUGCGCCCGUGAAAGCCAGCUCGGGCGUCGGGGACACCUCCGUCUCGCAUUCGACCAUCGUUCCCGCUUCCGCGGCCGAACCGGGGCAACGAAGGGAUCCCGUGCUGGGUUCUUUGGAAGUUGAUGACGUGGAAGAGAAGCUCGAAAAGGUGAUAUAUAGGUUCCGAUUCUUCGCGUUCCUCCCGGUGGCUGGUUCUCUGAUGGGUUCCAUAAUCUGUUUUCUCAAGGGUUGCACAUCUGUGAUAGAUUCAUUCGGAGAAUAUUUUUUGAGUGGUGGGAAAGUGAUUCUGAUGUUGGUUGGAGCCAUUGAUGUCUAUCUUAUUGGAACUGUGAUGCUUGUGUUUGGAAUGGGUCUCUACGAGCUCUUCAUCAGUAAUUUUGAUAUAGCAAAAAUGUCCUCCUCUGGAUCAAACCUGCUUGGAUUAUUCAAACUUCUGGAACGACCUAGGUGGCUGGAAAUAAAGUCAGUCAAUGAAUUGAAGACUAAGGUGGGGCACGUCAUAGUGAUGGCUCUAUUGGUUGGGAUGUUUGAAAAUAGCAAGAAGGUCACAAUAUCUUCUCCAGCAGAUUUACUAUGCUUCGCAGCUUCUAUUCUGCUGUCUUCAAGUUGCCUUUAUCUUCUGUCAAAGCUUCAUGCCACCAAAUGAACUCUUCCACUCGGCUGAAGCAGGAACCCUAGAAUGCAAUGCAUGGGUGGCCUCCGGCUGCGCUUCGACGGUGCCGAAAAAUCCAUGCCCCAGAAAGCUCCUCAAGGAUAUUCAUGGUAGAUACUUGAUGCAGUGGCAGUCACCCACCAACCCGGGACAUAGCCCCAGUAUCGGCCAUGGCAUCCCUCAUAAGAUCUGAAUCUGAUAUUAUUCUGUUCUGGUUAAAAUGUUGCAUGAACCGGUGUGCUCCUGUUGUACGCGCAUGUGAUGUAUUGCCAUAGAGUCUAACUUGUUUCCUAUCAUAAAGCUUCAUGCAGAUCUCCUUCUUGUCA